CACACUAUAUGUACUAAGGCGGUACCACGUCAGACGCUUCUGAGUACGCUGCUCCGGGAGACGUUGGCUUCAAAGAUUAUCGUGAGCGGUGAACGGAGUAUUGACCUACUGCUAAGCUUAAUUGUUUGCAUAACAUGGUAAGCCAGUUUCUUCAAUUGGAGACCCGGAUUUACGCCUGACCACAGAAAGGUCAAUGUAUGUAACGCACGGGAAACAGUUUUUGGGCUCCAUGUCAGGUCUAGCAAGAUCACUCGUUACCGAUUUGCGACUAGUACAAAAACCAUCUAAGUGUCCAAGCAUAGGCCCUCAAGGCCCUCAGCUCGAUAACAUUGGAAUUCAAACACAGGAAGCAAGCAGAGCGUUGCUUGCUGUGUUCGGACUAAGCGCAAUUAUCUCUACUACGCUCAAAUAUGACUGUUUGCCGUGGUCAUCACAAAUCGAAGAAGCGUGUGAUAAGCUCACGAGAAAUGCGGAAGACGAAGGAGAUAGGAUUCUUGUCGCUACCGCACGCAUAGCGCGAAUAUGUGUCAACGCAGCGGAAGUAGCUCGACGAGCUUUAGAAGAUCCUAACUAUACCAACCAUGUGAUUCCUACUAUUGGACCUCUUAAGACCUGCCUGGACAGUGCUAGGAGCACCCUCACUGCCGAACAGCUCGGGCAUAACACCAUCAUUGCAUUCCUCUAUAGCGCGGAGAUAACGAUUUACGAGUUAACCCUCCUUCAGCAUCCGCCAACCUAUCAGAAUCCUUCCGACUACAGACGCAUCGAAUAUCUCACCUCCUGUCUGCAAUCUUGCAAGUCCGUCAUAGAAAACUAUCUUCUAUCAGAUAUUGCACACAUCACCGGAUCCGCCAUGCUCAUCGUCAGCUACAGCGUCAAGGUUCUGUACAAGCUUUCCACUCUAAAUCAUGAUCCAGGUUGGGAUUCAAGAGCAGUGAGGGAGACGGUGGACAUUGUCAGUUUUCUAGAGCAGCUAGCUGCGGUCGCAGAACGUGAAAACGCUAGAUUCAAGGAGCAAACUGGGGAGGACUGCGUUCUAGCUGCGGCGGCUGAAGCUAUAAGGAGGACUGCGCCAAUUUGGCGGGUUGAAGAUCAAGACAUGGCACUGGAUGGUACUGCGGCAGCAGCGGAAUGGAAUGGUGCCGAUUCCUCGAUGGAUUUCUUUGACAGCUUCUAGUUGUCGGAACCGUUUGACUUUUGAGAGGUAGCGAGUACUUUGUCCUAGGGUUGCAUCAAAUGCAAAAGUAUUGCCAUGUCUGUUGAAGAUGUCGAGCCUAUUUUGCCGACUAUCUAUUCAAGGUUAUCUUAUCUGCUCGAGCGAUGGCUAACCUAUAUGCGACUGCUGUAUUCACCUGUUACAUCAUCUGAAUUUCCGUAUCUCGGCUCUAUCGUCCCUCCGUCCCUAACAUUGUGG
Molecule: messenger RNA, 1414 nt
Organism: Cucurbitaria berberidis CBS 394.84
Lineage: Eukaryota; Fungi; Ascomycota; Dothideomycetes; Pleosporales; Cucurbitariaceae
Exons: 3
Coding region: 194-1177 (327 amino acids)
Source: RefSeq, a predicted model, not a curated record